This is a messenger RNA of Huiozyma naganishii CBS 8797, 594 nucleotides long. RefSeq names its product Mnd2p (gene MND2). Bases 1 to 594 code for a protein of 197 amino acids. Lineage: Eukaryota; Fungi; Ascomycota; Saccharomycetes; Saccharomycetales; Saccharomycetaceae. The record is from RefSeq and is a predicted model, not a curated record. Gene Ontology annotation, biological process: anaphase-promoting complex-dependent catabolic process. Gene Ontology annotation, cellular component: anaphase-promoting complex. The transcript has a single exon.
AUGGACGGGACUAUGUUUGAUGAUCUCCCCAUUUUUCAGGAGAUAAAAAGAGAUAUUAUUGAGAUCAAUUCACACAAUGGCUCCGCCUCUCCAAUACCCGCUAUUGAUGCAACGAGGAAGCAAGCAUCGAGAGAGGAUGUGCUUGAAUUGAGAGAGAGCGUGUAUCUUAAUCCGCCACUUUCUGCUUACUCUGCUGCUCAUGUAAUACCGUAUUUUGCAAGGGGCACGUUUACGGAGACGAAGAUGGUGAUUGAUCAGAGGAAAGCUAAGUUAGAUGCUACCAAGAGUCUUGGCUCGCAGUAUUUCCGACCUAUUGGACUGAAUGCUAAUACAUUCACGGGCAAGUCCCUCUUUGAAAGAAGUAACGGUGCUGUCCACAGCCCUGCAUUUGAUUUCCACGAGUCGAUGUUGCAGAGGAACGAAAAUCGAAUGGCCAAUACGCGCAUCCAUUCCGAGGACGAUCAAUGGAGGUACACUGACCAAGGUGGGAGUGACUCUAAUAUGAUACAGGAACCUGAGACAUGGAAUUCGAUACAGUCGAACGAGGGAGAAGUAUCUGAGGUCAACGAUUUUGGUAGCGACUGGAUACAAUGA